AUGCAUCAAGGUCGACAUCACCGCCAAGACAGGACUAGCAGACCUGUUGCCGCCCGCUCCGUCCACGCCCCGUGCGCAGCGUCCAUCACCCGCCACCGCCUCCCGGACAAUAUUCAGCGCGCGAUAAAGCGCGCUACCCGCAGAGAGCUGACACGCCCGCGCUCCGGUGCGACGCGUGAUAUGGGCCCAUCAUCCGGGGUGCUUCGCGCGUCCGCCUUCCCUCUGCUUCCUCAGAUCUGGGGUGCACGCCACCGUCGCGAUCCCGAGGCGCGCCCGACCUCUCCUUCCCCUGCGCAGGCGGUAAUCUCGUCCUCAAGUUGCAGGCUGUCCACGCUGCGAACCCGACUCUUCGCUGGUCAGAUGCCCGCCGCUAUCUUCAUUGAAUCCCCUCGUGUCAACUAG
Messenger RNA from Sparassis crispa, 402 nucleotides. RefSeq lists its product as hypothetical. Bases 1 to 402 code for a protein of 133 amino acids. NCBI's taxonomy places the organism in Eukaryota, Fungi, Basidiomycota, Agaricomycetes, Polyporales, Sparassidaceae. The transcript has a single exon. The record is from RefSeq and is a predicted model, not a curated record.